Molecule: messenger RNA, 1735 nt
Organism: Arabidopsis lyrata subsp. lyrata
Lineage: Eukaryota; Viridiplantae; Streptophyta; Magnoliopsida; Brassicales; Brassicaceae
Product: F-box/FBD/LRR-repeat protein At5g53840-like
Exons: 4
Coding region: 259-1590 (443 amino acids)
Molecular function (GO): protein binding
Source: RefSeq, a predicted model, not a curated record
UUAAUUGUUCCUUUCUUGCGCUGUCAAAAUUGCCAAUUCUAAAUGUUUUGAUUUAAACCAUUGGUCCGGGUCAAAACCAAAUACACUUUAUAAGUUAUACUUAACGUGAUAUAUAAAAUGAAAAACGUGUCAAUUCCAAUUUCCAUCGAAACCCUAAACUCUCAGUUAUCGAUAUUCAUAAAAAUCAUGUGCUACAUGACCGUGGAACAAGACGAAGAGGUUUGAUCUGCCGCGCUACUUAAUCUCCAUUCCGCAAAAAUGGUUGGUAGAAAGAAAAAGACACGAUCAGAGGAAGAUAGGAUAAACAACUUACCUGAACAUUUGAUAUGUCACAUACUUACUCUUCUUUCUACUAAGGAUGCUGUAAGAACAAGUGUUUUAUCCACAAGAUGGAGAAAUCUUUGGCAAUUGGUUCCUAUGUUGGAUUUAAACACCUGCGAGUUCCGGUUGUUCGAUGAGUUUGUGAGUUUUACUGGCAGGUUUUUUGAUUUCCACAAAGACUCAUGGAUACAAAAACUAUGUUUACGUAUUCAUAAUCAGGCUGGUAAUCUCACCUCAUGGAUAGAUGUUGUGACUCGGCGUAGGAUUCAGCAUCUUGAUAUUAGUCUUGUUAACGUUUCUGCUGGCUUCGGUGACAUACCCCUGAGCUUGUAUACAUGUGGGACAUUGGUACACUUACGACUCUUUCAACUCUCCAUCAUUUACGCCGAGUUUGUUUCCUUACCUUGUGUGAAGACCAUCGAUUUACAAUACAAUCACUAUCCCAAUGAGGCCAUUUUGGAGAAACUUAUCUUAGGCUCCCCGGUUCUUGAAGAUUUAACCAUCAUCAGAAGUUCGUCUGAAAACGCAAAGGUUUUACAAGUGCGUUCUAAGACGCUAAAGAGAAUCCACAUAAAUGAGUUUGUCCAUGUUGUGAUUGAUGCUCCUCUUCUUCAAUGUCUAAAGACAAAAUUUUAUUCAACAAAGAACGUUAAUAUCAUCAAUUCGGGGUUCCCUGCCAAAGUAGAUAUUGACUUUGGUUGUUCGGGUAAUGUGUUUGAUCCAAAUGAUUUAGCCAAAAGAAGAGUAGUGAUUCGUGAUAUUCUCUCUGAUAUUUCAAGGGUCAAGGAGCUACUUAUUAGUGCUUUUUUUUGGAAGGACAUCUUUCUAAAGUCGGAAUCUGGACCAUUGCUUCAGUUUUGUUACUUGUCCCGAUUGAGCACUGUAAUUUGUAACUCCGAUCUGGGAUUUUUGCCAAAUCUUCUUAAGAGCUGCCCAAAACUAGAAUCUCUUACCUUGCAAUUGGCUCAGAACCGAGUUUUCAUACGUGGUACAAAGAAUAAUGAACCAAAGGUGACGUUUCAAACGAUAAUGAUUCCAUGUUUGGUAUCAUCGCUCAAGUUUGUGGUAUUAAAAAGUCCAAUCUUGGGGUAUGAAGGAGAAAUGGAGCUAAUAAGAUACUUCCUGAAGAAUUCAACAAUCCUGGAGAAACUGAGUGUAAAUUUUUCUGGUUUGUGUUGGAGGAAAAGGAUAAAAGCCACGGAUGUCAUUCUCAAAGAACUCCUUGCAAUGCCAAGAUGCUCUAGCUCUUGUCAACUACUUGUUGUUUAAUUAGUAACUAAACAUUGCUUUUUGAGUUUAUUUUUGGUCGUUAAGCUGGUUGCUUUUAGGAGGGUCUUCUUAGGCUUUGCGCCAGAAAGCAAAAUACAAUUGUAGUGUCAAAGUCUUUCUUAUGUUUCUUGGUGGUUGGUGUUCA